Messenger RNA from Aethina tumida (small hive beetle), 3294 nucleotides. RefSeq names its product mannosyl-oligosaccharide alpha-1,2-mannosidase IA-like. Gene Ontology annotation, molecular function: mannosyl-oligosaccharide 1,2-alpha-mannosidase activity; calcium ion binding. Gene Ontology annotation, biological process: carbohydrate metabolic process; N-glycan processing. Gene Ontology annotation, cellular component: Golgi membrane; endoplasmic reticulum. The transcript has 7 exons. The coding region runs from base 93 to 2057 and encodes 654 amino acids. Lineage: Eukaryota; Metazoa; Arthropoda; Insecta; Coleoptera; Nitidulidae. The record is from RefSeq and is a predicted model, not a curated record.
GUGUUCAGUCAGUUGUGUGGUCGGUGCCCCGUUAAUGGCGUGUUUUCGUCGCCUUCCCGUUCGCCAACAGUUAAGCCUGAACUAAAUUCGAAAUGAGCGUGACCCAAAUACUACCCGUGUACCACCGGAUCGUGAACGGCGUCCCGGUGCCGUUCACCCGCCGUUCCUUCCGGGCCAAGGAAAAAUACGUAAUAUUCCUGGUGUUCGUCACCUUCGGCCUGAUCUGCUUCGGCACGUUCUUCUUUUUGCCGGAGUUCAGGGGCUCGAACGGCCCCGCCGACAGUAUGUACAAAGUGUACGAUCAGAUCAAAAGAGCGGGCCCGGAGCUGCUGAUACCGCCGCCGCCGCAUCUCGAGGACAGCCGCGAGGCCCAGAAGAUAGUGCGGCACGAGACGGAUGCUCAAUUGGACCCGCACAUCAUUGGGGACCGGCAAAAGUUGAAGGCGAAGAUCGAACAGGACUCGGAGCUGAAGGUGUUGGAACGGCCCGAUUUGGGUGUCAGGAAGACGUCCUCGACGGUCGGUAGGUUGAACGUGCCGAAUCAGGUGGACGAGAAUGUGGGGGCGGAGGAUUUGGGGCCCAAUUAUCCGGUGGUGGUGACCGUGCCGCCGGCCAUGAGCGACAGUUAUCCCCUGAUGAAGGGGGGCGAGGACCUGGCCCAGCAGACCAGGGAGCGCAGGGACAAAGUCAAAGAGAUGACCAAACACGCCUGGGACAACUACGUGCGCUACGCCUGGGGCAAGAACGAGCUGAGACCGAUCUCCAAACGUGGUCACACCGGCAGCAUCUUCGGUUCCAUGCCAAUAGCCGCCACCAUUCUGGACGGCCUGGACACCCUGUACAUCAUGGGGAUGAUGGACGAGUUCAAGCAGGCUAAGGACUUUGUCGCCAACGAAUUCGACGUCAACACAAUGGCCAACGAUGUGUCGGUGUUCGAGGUGAACAUCCGUUUCGUGGGUGGGUUAUUGACGUGUUUCGCUAUGACGGGCGACGUCAUGUUCCGCGACAAGGCGCAACAGAUUGCCCAGAAGUUGCUGCCCGCCUUCGACACGCCCACAGGCAUCCCCAACGCCCUCGUCAACUUCAAAACAGGGACAAGCAAGAACUACGGAUGGGCCAGCGGCGGCUCCAGCAUCCUCUCCGAAUUCGGCACGCUCCAGCUGGAGUUCUCCUAUCUGAGCGACGUGACCGGCAACCCGGUCUACAAGCAAAAGGUGGAGCACAUCAGGCAGUUCCUCCAGGGCUUGGACAAGCCCAACGGCCUCUAUCCCAACUAUCUGAACCCCAAAACAGGAAAGUGGGGACAACAUCACAUGUCUAUGGGGGCGCUGGGUGACAGCUUCUACGAGUACCUGCUGAAGGCGUGGCUCCAGACCAACAAGGAGGACAACGAGGUGCGUCAGAUGUUCGACGACGCCAUGCAGGCCGUCAUCAAGCACAUGCUCCACACGUCGCAGAACGGCAUGAUGUACUUCGCCGAACUGAAAUUCGACCGCCCCGAACACAAAAUGGACCACCUGGGCUGCUUCUCCGGAGGAUUGUUCGCCCUGGCGUCCCACACCUUGAAGAACUCCAUGUCCGACAAGUACAUGGAGAUAGCCAAGAACAUCACCAACACCUGCCACGAGUCGUACGACAGAUCCGCCACUAAACUGGGACCGGAGGCGUUCAGGUUCACCGAAGGCUCCGAGGCCAGAGCUCUGAAGAGCUCGGAGAAGUACUACAUUCUGAGGCCGGAGGUGAUCGAGUCGUACUUUUAUCUGUACCGUCUGACCAAGGACGAGAAGUACAGGGACUGGGGCUGGGAGGCGGUGCAGGCGUUGGAGAAGUACUGUCGGGUGCCCGGCGGUUAUACUGGGCUGAAGAACGUCUAUUCGGAGGACCCGCAACAGGAUGAUGUGCAGCAGAGUUUCUUCAUCGCGGAAGUUCUCAAGUAUUUGUACCUACUCUUCUCCGACGACGAGCUGUUCUCGCUGGACAAGUGGGUGUUCAACACCGAGGGCCACCCCCUGCCCAUCAAAGGUGUGAACCCCUACUACCGGGAGGCCUCCCCGUAACUCCCAUUUUAAUCGCAAAUGGACGUAUUUCAUUAUUUAUUCAAUGGGUGUGCGCUAGAUGUAUGAACGUGUGUUUGUGUGUGCCGUGACUUUGUGACGCGAGAUACUUUUGUACAUAGAUUACGUGAACAACUAUUUUCUUACAUAAAUGUUGCUUAAUUUAUGUUCAUUGAUAUGAAUAAGAGUGGACAAGUCAAUUCUCUCUGUUGUGUGGCUCCGUGAAAAGUAUUAAACGAGACUUUUUGCUAGUAUUAACACAAGUUUAUCCAGUUCUUUUCCUAAUUAAUUCGAAACCAGACUUAUAAACAUAGAGUAAGCAAUAAUUUAAGUAAAAAACCAAUCAAAACAAGAAUCUUAGAGCAAUUAUAUUAAUUCAGAUGUAAUAGACCUAUUUAUAUUGACCUAUUUUAUAUUAAAAAAAGAACAAACUGUAUCCAAACAGUUCCUAUAUAGAAAAAUUAUGGGCAGAGGUAAAUAUAGUAUUGUUAAUUUAAGUUUUUUUACUAAAAUAAUUUUGUAAUAUAAUUAUACGAUAAGCCCACAGAUAUUUAAUAGAACGUUAGUUAAUUAAUAAUGCAUCAGUAAGAUGAGAUUAAUCCAAUUGUACAUAUAAUAAUCAUUUUUUAAUCAUUGCACCUAGUAAUGAACUCCAUUCACCACUCAAGUAUUCCCCUCACCUGUUAAUUAGUUAAUUAACCAGUUAAAAACGUUUUACCUCCAUGGACACCCUUAUAGAAUUAAAAAAGACUUCACCCCCAUUACCCUUCAAAGUAAGAGCUUCAUGCGAGUAAAACGUUUUUGAACCAAAAAAUCAUUACUACUAUCAUGUAAAUACGUUAGUGUAAGACUAAACUUUUUUUAUAGGACGUUCCAUGUCACAAAAUAUGUAAAUUCUGUUGUUAAAGGCAGUAAAUUAAUUAUUGGCAUGUAUAAUUAGAUAUUAAUUUGUUAUUAAAUGUCUAUUUAUGUACUAAAUUAUAUUAUUAGAAUGUUCGAUGAAAUUUUUAUUGUGAUAUAACAGCGUUUUAGGCUGUUUGAGGUUUUUUAAAUGAUGUGAAAUUUUACAAAUUGAUAUCAAUGUUUGUUUCACUACUAUAUUCAACUGAUUUUAUAGCUAUGCUCAAAUAUAUUAUUUAACGAUAUUUAUUAUUUUACUAAUAUAUUUUUUAAAUACAUUUAAAUUGGUUGCAACUUUGUUAUUGUACCUGGUAAUUAAAUAAAAUCAAUGUGUUUUACU